Sinocyclocheilus grahami is the source of this 941-nucleotide messenger RNA. RefSeq names its product notch-regulated ankyrin repeat-containing protein A. NCBI's taxonomy places the organism in Eukaryota, Metazoa, Chordata, Actinopteri, Cypriniformes, Cyprinidae. Gene Ontology annotation, cellular component: cytoplasm. The transcript has a single exon. The record is from RefSeq and is a predicted model, not a curated record. Gene Ontology annotation, molecular function: enzyme inhibitor activity; phosphatase regulator activity; protein binding. Bases 4 to 339 code for a protein of 111 amino acids.
ACCAUGAGCCAGGCGGAUAUAUCGUGCUCGGCGCCGCAGAGAGUCUUCCAGGAGGCGGUGAAGAAGGGCAACACGAAGGAGCUCCAUUCGCUGCUGCAGAACAUGACCAACUGCGAGUUUAACGUUAAUUCGUUCGGCCCCGAGGGACAGACGGCGCUGCAUCAGUCGGUCAUCGACGGGAACCUGGAGCUCGUGAAACUGCUGGUGAAGUUCGGAGCCGAUAUUCGGCUGGCUAACCGGGAGGGCUGGAGCGCGCUGCACAUCGCCGCUUUCGGAGGACGCCAGGACAUCGUGUUGUACCUCAUCACCAAGGCCAAGUACUCCUCCGGCGCGCGGUGAUCCGGUAGAAGCACGCGGAAAGACCGGGCUCGUUUCAUUCUAGCGUUGUGAUCUGCCAAGCUCGAGUUCCCUUGUACCUUAAAACCAAAUGAGGGCUGUAGCCUUUUUCUUUCCCGUGUCAGAUCUGGCGAUGAGAGAAUCUGAAACGCAUGCUGUUUGGGAUGCGCGUUGGUACUAUAGCUUUUUAUUGAAUGUUUAAGUCAUCAGAUCUGGACUGUGUGGCUUUACCAGGGCUUGACCUGUUGACCUGGAGACAUCGAGAUGGCACUUGAUGCUGUGGCUGAAUGCUGGAAUAGUGGCAAGAGGUGAACUCCAGAAUGAAGGCCAUCCUCUGUUUUGGCUAGACACUGUCUUUUAAUACGAACCGUAAGUCGUUUCAUCAAUCAAAUCGUGUGGCAUUGGUGACCAGUGCUGAAAUAUGUCCUCGAAAUAACAAGUGACUUAUUCCUAAGUACUGUACACAUAGCUUUACUGUGUUCUUUCUCUGUACAAGUAGUCUAUUGCGCUCUGCCUUCAGCUAGCAGACGGCUUCCACACAGCUUUCAGGCCAGUGCGACCCAUGUCUAUGGUUAACAUGUUACUAAAAACCGCUGCUUUCGCUU